Messenger RNA from Chanos chanos (milkfish), 2240 nucleotides. RefSeq names its product SRY-box transcription factor 18 (gene sox18). The record is from RefSeq and is a predicted model, not a curated record. Gene Ontology annotation, molecular function: RNA polymerase II cis-regulatory region sequence-specific DNA binding; DNA-binding transcription activator activity, RNA polymerase II-specific. Bases 35 to 1447 code for a protein of 470 amino acids. Lineage: Eukaryota; Metazoa; Chordata; Actinopteri; Gonorynchiformes; Chanidae. Gene Ontology annotation, biological process: lymphangiogenesis; positive regulation of transcription by RNA polymerase II; angiogenesis. The transcript has 2 exons. Gene Ontology annotation, cellular component: nucleus.
AACAGUUUGUUAUACUUGUGGUUUUCUAGCUGGAAUGAAUAUAUCUGAGUCUAGUUACUGUCAAGAGACGAGUUCUCAGCCAAGUCGGGGUGCAGCAGAGCGAUCAUGGGUUCCAGCCUCCAGCCCUAGCUCUGAACGCGGGCAUAACUUUGACCACGGCCUGACCGGAGACCUAGGGCCCACGGCCGGAUCAGCGGGACGGUCGGUGUCCCGGGCAGGGGGAGGAGGAGGGAGCGAAGGGAGGACGGGGAGUCCUGACUCGACCCGACCUGGAGCUCCAGGCCUGGGCUCGGGAGAAGGCAAACCUGGGUCUGAGCCCCGAAUCCGCCGGCCCAUGAACGCCUUCAUGGUAUGGGCCAAAGACGAGCGAAAACGGUUAGCUCUGCAGAACCCUGACCUGCACAACGCUGUUCUGAGCAAGAUGCUGGGUCAGUCAUGGAAGUCUCUGAGCACUUUGGAUAAGAGGCCUUUUGUGGAAGAGGCGGAGAGACUACGUCUGCAGCACCUUCAGGACCAUCCAAACUACAAGUAUCGUCCCCGUCGCAAAAAACAGGCCAAGAAGAUGAAACGUGUGGAGCCAGGCCUGCUCCUCCACGGCCUGGCUCAGGGUGGGAGCCCUGGCUCCGGAGAGGCCUACCACCCUCACUCUCAUCCCCACCACCUGCUGCCCCCGCUGGGACAGUUCCGAGACUUGCACCCUGGGGCUCCAGAGCUGGAGAGUUACGGCCUGCCCACCCCGGAGAUGUCCCCCUUGGAUGUGUUGGAGGAAAGUGGAGGUGACUCUGUGUUCUUCCCACCUCACAUGCAGGAGGAUGUAGGCCUGGCGUCUUGGAUUAACUACCACCAUCAUCAAAAUCAUGGUCAGCUUGGCAGCCAUCAUAGCACCAACCACCAUCACCACAACGCCCACGCUCAGAGUCACUCUCACCCACAUAGCCACCCUCACCUCAGCCAGAAGUCUCCUCUGGCCUGCCGCCCACUUCAGGAGAAAAGCAUGGCUCCUGAACCCACGAACGCUCACGCUCUCUAUUCCCAGGCUUCAAUGAGCCUCCCUGAGCCGGUCAAACCUCCUCAGCUCCCUCCCACUGCUACUGCUGGUUAUUACACUCAGCUCUAUGGUAACGCUCCUCAAGGAGCCUUCACCGCCCAUCUGGGUCAGCUCUCACCUCCGCCCGAAGCCCCUGCCUCAGCUCCCGCUCCGGUAGCGGCACCGCCCCCACUGGACUCUGUGGACCAUUUGGGACCUUCCUCAGAGUUCUGGAGCGAAGUGGACCGCCACGAGUUUGAUCAGUACCUGGGUGCAAACCGGACUAGAUUGGAGGGGUAUGGCAGCCCCCUGUCCAAAAUGCCGAGUAGGAACGCAUCCUGCGAGGAGGGUAAUACUUUGAUUUCGGCUCUGUCAGAUGCCAGUAGUGCUGUUUACUACAGCGCCUGCAUCACUGGAUAAACUCUUUACUGCUUCUGCUUCUGUUUGCCCUAACUUACACUGUCCAUUCCAGAUCCUUCACUUCCACUAAAAAAAGAAAAGAAAAAAAAAAACAGUCUGUAAAAUCCACUUCAAAAUGGUGAAGGUGCUACAAUAACGAUUUACUUUAUUACAACUUUCCAUCUCAGGUGUCAAAGGGGCACAGCUGAACGGGUUUUAUUGAAAAGUUCUUUGUCCAUUUCUCUUUUUCAGUCCUGUCUUUUGUUUUUCAGACGGAUCAUGUGUGUUUGUUAAAGGGCACAGUGGAAGAGAAGGAAAUAAUGUGAAUACUCCUAGAAUUUUCUCAGAGUUUAUGUACUUACUUGUCUGUUUUAUUUUUUAAUUUACCAUUUUCAUAUAUUCAAAUUUGCACUGGGUCCAAAUAACUAUUGUUCUUGAACUCUAUGUGAUGAAAACCACUCGAAAAAAUCAUUUAUACUGCACUUAAUAUCUUUCAAAUAUCCAAAAUGUUCUUUCAAGAAGCCAUGACAUCAUGUAUGGAAUUUAAAAUAAUAAUUGUUUUUUGGACAAGUAUAAUUUAUUUCAUAUUUUGUUGUUAUGCCUGACUAAAAGUAUUUGAAAUGCGCAUUUCAUCUGAAGAUGUACUUUUUUCUAAUCUUCUGAGUCAGCUCAUGAAGAACAUGAAAACUUGGUUACAACUCCAGAGCUUUUGGUAAUAAUUAUCUUCAAAUAAAAGAGUUUGCAAUAAAAAAAAUGUCUUGGAGCUAUUAAAUCAAAACAAUUAAAUUGAAAACACACAAUUGUAAAUAGCAUU